CAUGUACAUAUACUAGAACUUGAGGUCAAAAUACAGAAUGGAACAGAUGAAAUUUAUAUCUGCUUCCCAAGUAAAAAAUGUUCUUACAUUUGAAUUGCUUAUUCCACAAAUGGAGAAAGCACUUGCCAAAUUUUCAGACAAAAAAGUUGUUCAACCUGUAAGAUCUGUUAUUCCUGUCAAGGAAUCUGGUGGAUUUUUUGGUUUGAUGCCAUCUUUAUGCUCUGAAGACAAUGUUCUUGCUACUAAACUGGUAUCAUUUUAUCCAAACAACAAGGAUGUUCCCACUCACAAUGCAGUUAUUGCCAUGUUUAAUGCAUCCAAUGGUGUACCUGAAGUUAUAGUUGAUGGUGAAGUAAUUACAGCUAUGAGAACAGCAGCUGUUUCUGCAGUUGCUUCGAAGUUUCUUAGCAACAAAAACCCAAAGGUGUUGGCUUUAUUAGGAAGUGGUGUCCAGGCAAGGUCACAUUACCAAGCACUAUCUACACUGUACAAAUUUGAGGAGAUUAGGAUAUGGGGCAGAACCAAAACUAAUGUUGAACUUCUUGCAAGUGAAUUGAAUGGAAUAGCCUGCCAAACAGCAGAGGAUGCGGUGAAAGAAGCAGAUGUCAUAGUAACAGUUACUUCAUCAACCAUACCUAUACUGAAAAAGGAAUGGGUAAAACCAGGAGCCCAUAUAAAUGCUGUUGGAGCCUGUAGACCAGACUGGCAGGAAAUAGACCCAGAAUUGAUGAGAUCAGUUUCUCUGUUUGUUGAUAGUAGAGAUGCAGCAUUAACAGAAAGUGGAGAUGUCAUACUGUCUAAGGCUGACAUUGAAGCAGAAGUCGGUGAAGUCAUUCUGGGUAAAAAUGGUGGAAGAAAAACCGCAACAGACGUGACCUUGUUUAAAUCAUUAGGUCUUGCCAUUGAAGAUGCCUUGUCUGCCAAGCUUGUGUGUGAUCUUCUAAGCUCUUCUAAUUCAUCAUGAAGUUCUUCUUUAACAAAUAAAGAAGCUUAUUUUACUUUCCAAUCCCGGUGUAGCCAGAUUUUUUAUAAGAUUUUAUCAUUUAUAAAUGAGAAGCAUAAAAAAGGAAUUGAUUUUAUGAUUUUCAAUUGGAGAUUAAGAACUUUUCUGUUGGAGUUUGAGAUGCUCAGUAAACAAUAUGCAUGAUUUUGUGAAUAUAGUACUGAUAUAUAAUGUAUGAUGAAAAAUGUCAAUAUGGAGAUUUUUACCAACAAACUAGAGGUUCACAUAAAUACUACAAAAACAACUUUAGGAACAAUUUCAAAAAUGUUUAUUUUGGGUAUAAAUUUGUUUUAAUGGCAUGAGGUGUCAAAAUAUUUUUUAGUGUAUUUAUAUUAUUUUGUAAAAGCUUUAAAGAAGGCAAAUUUUCAUAUAGAUAACUUUAUAUUAAAGUAGUUAGUUAAGAAAUUUUUCAGUAUGGAUCCAUGGGACCUCAGUUGCAGAGAGGAGCGGUUUUAAGUAGUUCAAGAUAGUGAUAACUAGCCUAUCAACUCUAAGGUUGCUUAUCCGAACCCCCCUCAUGUCCAGGAGUAUUUGACAAUAUCAAAAUUCAACACAUGCCUUACCCUUUACAAAAGAUAAUAGAAAAAAGGGAAAUCUAAAAAUUCUGUGAAAAUUUAAGACUAUUAAAAUCAGUUAUUCUGUUGAAAAAGAAACAACUAUAUUGGAACUCAAACUCCAUUUUAAAGUCUUCAUACAUGAAUACAGUGAAUACAUAACCAGAAAUUAACUAGACACCUACAUUCUGAUCAAUGUAUGAAUAUUGUAAAUUUUAACUGUAUAUUGUUUUUGAUAUCAUUUUUUCGUUAUUGCAAGCAAUUAUUUAUAAAGAGUUGUAUUUUGGAUGCAUAACUUUUGUGUAAUUUUAUGAUAGCCAUAAUUUAUUUGAUUAUAUUGGAUUGGGAAAGCUGAUUUCACAACAUCACUGUUAACUGUACACUAUUUUGUUUAAAUUCAAGAGGUGCAUUUAUAAGUGCUAAUUUUUCAAAUAAAAUUACAUGUUAUUACAUGUAUACUAUUUUUUUAGUUCAGUGCUAAUUAGUCAAAACAAAUUACGGGAUAAUACUCCUUUUUGCACCACAAAGGCAACAACAUGUUGAUGAUUGCAAAUAUUAUUAAAUGAUUAAAGGAGAUAAAUAAUUAAAUUAUGAUUUAAUCAAUAUGCUCAUUGCAAAAUACAAUUGUGUAUCUGUAGGAAGAUUUCCACUGAAGAAGGCCUUAGAGGCCUAAAUAAUAUGGGACAAGGUUUAUAAUGUAACAAGGUGACUGUUCUCUUAAGGUAAAUUUUAAACAAAGAAGACUAAAUUAUUCAUAUUGAUAUAAAGAUAUAAUUUGUGAUAAAAUAAUUUUAUAAUAAAUGAUAUAAUAGAUUAA
This is a messenger RNA of Mytilus californianus (California mussel), 2374 nucleotides long. Its product is annotated as ketimine reductase mu-crystallin-like. Lineage: Eukaryota; Metazoa; Mollusca; Bivalvia; Mytilida; Mytilidae. The transcript has 8 exons. The record is from RefSeq and is a predicted model, not a curated record. Bases 38 to 964 code for a protein of 308 amino acids. Gene Ontology annotation, cellular component: cytoplasm. Gene Ontology annotation, molecular function: hormone binding.